Molecule: messenger RNA, 2505 nt
Organism: Symbiodinium sp. CCMP2592
Lineage: Eukaryota; Dinophyceae; Suessiales; Symbiodiniaceae
Source: the annotation of a GenBank genome assembly
AUGGCAAGUCCCGUGGCGCCUGCUUUCCUUGAGGCCUGUCCUGGCGCGCCGGUUCCGAGAACCACCCGUCACUGCGGGCAGCGCUCGGCGCCUGCAUCUGCGGCCGGUGGGGGGCCUGGACGCUUUGGCAACCUACCUGUCUGCUCGCUAAGCGAGCACAGACCCUUGCAGACACCUUCGCAUCUGAUACCUGCCGUGUUGGCCGGUUGCUUCGGCGCGUUGAGAAGGCGUCGGCGAACUGCGUGCAGAAGUUUCCACUGGCCGUGGUCGCUUAGCAAAGAAGCCGAUGAAACUGCGAAGCACUGGUGGCAUCAUCACCCACGAGCUUCAGACAUUCUGAUUGGGUGGAUCCAGCACUCACAGUUGACUCAAGGAAACAGAAUCGACUUAGAGGUCGAGUUUUCCACAAGCAGCAGAGGACGGUGGAAAUCGAGAGGCCUGGGAUUCAAGGGCCCCUUUGAGGCCAGGGUGGACAGGACAGGCGAAGCCGCUUACCUCAUCCUCGCAGACAGCUCCACCGUCCUCCGAGGCCGUAUGGAGGAGGCGUCCCUGAGCAUCCAAGGAAUCGUCACCCACGAGAAGGUAGAAGGUGGGAGUUUUGUCCUGCAAGCCCUUCCGGACUGCUAUCACGAGUGGUGGUCUCACAUAAAGGGCGAGCUUGCUUCCUACCACGGAAACAACCCGGGCAUCCUGGUCUUCUCCGAGGAUGGCUCCAUCGAGACCGGCCAAGACGAAUCCACCUCCGAGGAUUCCACGGAUGCGCCAGACAUCACCUCCCCGGCCGACUUGCGGAAGUUCCUGCUGAAGCGCUUGACGCAGGUCGGCUCACAAAGGAGCCCAGGCCAGGACCGGUCCAAAGGGAGCCGGCGAAGGGAACUACUGCAGAGAUUCGCCUUCCGCCCUGACGAAGUCAAAGAGUAUCUUGAUCGCUACGUCAUCUGCCAGACGGCUGCAAAAGAGAUGCUCUCGGUCGCGAUCUGCGAUCACUACAACCGCGCGAAGGAAGAGCUCGCCGUUGAUGCCGAGCCGGAUGGGACAGAGCCUACCAAGGCGGAGGAGAAGCUGGAGAAAGAUCAGCCAGAAGAAAAGCCAGCAGAGACUUCAAAGGCGAGCGAAAGCGUGGCUGAGGCUGAAGCUUCCACUUCAGAUGCUGUACAUACUGAGGAGUCUUCAUCACUCGAGGAAACCGUCCAAGAGAAGGCCAAGCAGGUUGAUACACCUGGUGAGAUGUCGGAGCAAAGUCCUGCCGGUGCGGAGACAGGUGCCAAGGUGGACUCCAGCGAUGGGCUGGACAAAGUUCAGUUCACCGACACCGAUGGAGAUGUAAUCCUACUCCAGGUUGAGGAGGACCACGUAGCCGAGUAUGUGAACCGGGAGCCCGAGCUGGAGCGUGUGGAGCGUUUUGAGAUCGAUCUGGAGAAGCGGACGUACCGGGACGAUUCCGGAGAGGGCCGCUUCAACGAGUCGGAGGAUCUUCCGAAGAUUCAGACGGAGGUGCAAGCGCUCUUCACCCGGGCGGCCAAGGCCACCCUUUUGAAGCCCAAGCGGGUGAAAAACUACACCAAGCCGAACAUCUUGCUUCUGGGUCCCACGGGCAGCGGAAAGACUUACUUGCUUAGAAAUCUGGCUGACCUCAUUGGGGUUCCGUUUGUGAAAGCGGAUGCGACCAAGUUCACAGAGACCGGAUAUGUUGGACGUGAUGCAGACGAGGUGAUGAGCGAAUUGCUGCAAGCUGCAGACGGCGAUGUCGAGCUUGCUCAGGUGGGCAUUGUUUAUGUGGACGAGAUCGACAAAGUCUGCUCCGAGGGAGGUGGGCGCACCUCCUCCUUCAGGCGGGCUACGCAAAGCACGUUCUUGAAGCUCAUGGAGGACACCGAAGUUACAGUGGGUGGUCAAGGGCCACGUUUGGUUCUCGGCGCCAUGGGUGGGGACAAGGGCACCAAGAUGUCAACAAGGCAUGUGCUGUUCGUUUUUUCCGGUGCCUUCAGCCAGCUUGAUGAGAAGCUCAAGGAGGAUCAUAUCCGCGACAUGAAGGGCUUCGGUUUCACUUCCGGAGCAGCAGAGAAGGCUGAAGAUGUCCGGUCGAUGCUGCACAAGGCUGAUACUGAAGAGCUUGUCAAAGCUGGCAUGGAAAGGGAAUUCGUGGGCCGCUUGCCGGUGCGCGUUGCGCUGCAAGCACUUUCAGAUGAGGAUCUGUUCCAGGUGUUGACGACAGCAGAGGAUGGGGCAACGUCCCAGCUCACGGACGACUUCCGGCGUUACGGAAUUGAGCUCCGCUUCACGGAUGCGGCUUUGCGCACUGUCGCGCAGAAGGCCGCCAAAGAGGGAACAGGCGCGCGAGCUCUUGUCACCAUCCUUGAGAACACAUUGAGAAGGUACAAGUUCUGCUUGCCCGCCCUUGUUCCCCGUGGAUGCGAAGUUCUGGAGGUUGAUCCUGAUCUCAUCGAAAACCCGGAGCAAAGACUGGAGCAGUUGCUGAGCCAAUACGCGCUGAAUGAAACUUGA